This is a messenger RNA of Phacochoerus africanus (Common warthog), 1697 nucleotides long. RefSeq names its product glutathione S-transferase omega-2. The coding region runs from base 917 to 1567 and encodes 216 amino acids. The transcript is spliced from 7 exons. Gene Ontology annotation, cellular component: cytoplasm. Gene Ontology annotation, molecular function: glutathione dehydrogenase (ascorbate) activity; glutathione transferase activity. Gene Ontology annotation, biological process: L-ascorbic acid metabolic process; glutathione metabolic process. The record is from RefSeq and is a predicted model, not a curated record. NCBI's taxonomy places the organism in Eukaryota, Metazoa, Chordata, Mammalia, Artiodactyla, Suidae.
UACUUAAAGAGCGCCUAACGGUCACCUAAGGCUCACCUCUGUUCUGCGAUUAGGUAGAUCGGGGUGGGCCAGGUAGUUCACAUUUGAAAGGAGCCCCCGCCCCAUGGUGAUGCAGGCGACCAGGGGGCCGCACCCUGAGAAGCCGCUGAUAACCGGUUGACUUCACAAACGGCGUCAUGCUGCGCACCCUCGGCACCACCAACGCCCAGGCUCCGGGCCGACCCAUCUCUGCCGGCGUCCGCCUGCCCCACCCAACACGCCCGGGUGGGCUGCGGGCGGACUUCAGUCGGAUGUAGACCUGGGCGUUGAAGUGCCACGGCCGGCCACUCCCUGGCUUCCACUUCGGCCAGCCACCGACACCCGCCAAGACCCGAAACUUGGGGACCCAGGAGCCUGUAACGCGGCCUCGCAUUGGCUCAGUUCGGCACCGCUUGGCUGGAACGCUUCUAAAGGCUUUGAGGAUUGGCUGAAGCUCCGGGCGACGCGUCCAGUGGCGGAUAGGAUCGUGUUCUAAGGGGCGGGUUUCGCCUGGACCCCGCCUCCCCCUGCGGCCCGCUUGGCUCCACAUCAGCUUCCGUCAGCUUCCGUCAGCCUCGCUUCUGAAGGUGCCUCCCGGUGUUUCUUUUCUCCAGCACAGGGUUGAAUUAUCCUAGCUGCCGUCCUGGAUCACUUCUCCUCCGCCCCGCUAGGGCCCUGUUGCUCCAAGGUUGAAUUUGGGGCAAGAACGGGGCGAGGGCACCAGAGUUCCGUUGUCCUUGGAGGCUGCGGUAGCAGCAGCAAGCCACAUGGCCGCGACUGUGAGCGCUGGCCACUGCGCAAACAUCGGGAGAACGUGACUGACGAUGCCACCAGGACCUUGGGGAAAGGGAGCCUCCCCCCUGGGCCAGUCCCAGAGGGCCUGAUCCGCAUCUACAGCAUGAGGUUCUGCCCCUAUGCGCACAGGACCCGUCUGGUCCUCAGGGCCAAAGGCAUCAGACAUGAAGUUGUCAACAUUAACCUGAGAAACAAGCCUGAAUGGUACUUUACAAAGCACCCUUUUGGCCAAAUUCCUGUCCUGGAGAACAGCAAAUGUCAACUGAUCUACGAAUCUGUCAUUGCUUGCGAGUACCUGGAUGAUGCUUAUCCUGGAAGGAAGCUAUAUCCAUAUGACCCUUAUGAGCGAGCUCGCCAAAAGAUGCUAUUGGAGCUAUUCUAUAAGGUCCCACAUUUGACAAAGGAGUGUCUGGUAGCCUUGAGAUGUGGGAGAGAAUGCGCUGAUCUGAAGCUAGCCCUGCGUCAGGAGUUCUGCAACCUGGAAGAGAUUCUUGGCUAUCAGAACACCAUCUUCUUUGGUGGAGACUGUAUAUCCAUGAUUGAUUACCUCUUUUGGCCCUGGUUUGAGCGGCUGGAUGUAUAUGGAAUAGCUGACUGUGUGAACCACACCCCCGCGCUCCGUCUCUGGAUCGCAGCCAUGAAGCAGGACCCCACAGUCUGUGCUCUUCUCAUAGAUAAGAACAUCUUCCUGGGCUUCCUGAAUCUCUAUUUUCAGAACAACCCUGAUGCCUUUGACUAUGGACUAAAUUGCUGAAGCUCACGAUCCAUCUCUUCACCAUCCAGAAUUCCCAAGCAUGCUGUGAUUCUGCAGCAGCACUUGUUUUGGUAGGGCAGUCUAUCUCUGUUCAUUUUCUUUGAGGCUCCCAAUAAACAUGAGGACAGAA